AUGGGUAUCAGGGGAUACAACAGCUUCUUUGGCGUCUUUGAGACCUAUUACACAGCACACAUCGGAACGCUCUCUAGUCGUCUCACAGACGCCGGCGACUUCCGCAUCGCAUUCGCUGCUGGCACACUACUCAACUAUCUCAGUGUAUUCAUGGCUUCUCUCAGUACGACACUCUGGCAACUCCUCCUCUCGCAGGGUCUCUGCACGGGGCUAGGUAACGGUCUGAUGUUUACUCCCAGCCUUGCUGUUGUUUCGACCUACUUUAAGCGGAGAAGAGCCCUGGCCUUUGGGAUCACUGCUACUGGAAGUGCCACGGGAGGUCUGAUGUUUCCAUCUAUGGCUCGCCGGUUUCUUGGGAGUAUUGGUUUUGCUUGUGCGGUUGGAGCCAUGGGGUUGGUGCAGCUUAUCACACUGGUCAUGGCGAAUCUACUUUUGAGGCCUCGAAUACCACCAAGACAAUCGGGUCCGUGGAUUGAUCUAGCAUCGUUCAAGGAGAAGGGUUACUUGUUCUUUGCAAUCGAAAUCUUCGCAAGUAUAUGCUAUUGGUAA
Fusarium mangiferae is the source of this 549-nucleotide messenger RNA. RefSeq lists its product as uncharacterized. The record is from RefSeq and is a predicted model, not a curated record. Bases 1 to 549 code for a protein of 182 amino acids. Gene Ontology annotation, cellular component: fungal-type vacuole membrane. Gene Ontology annotation, biological process: transmembrane transport. Gene Ontology annotation, molecular function: transmembrane transporter activity. The transcript is spliced from 3 exons. Lineage: Eukaryota; Fungi; Ascomycota; Sordariomycetes; Hypocreales; Nectriaceae.